AUGCCGUUGAUGCGAACCAAGUUUCCUGCUUCGGUUCAGGCAAAGCAGCCCCAGGCCAUAAUGUUUCCACCACCGUGCUUUACCACAUCGCUGUUCAAAGGAGUUUCUCUGCUGUUGUUGCUGCUAUUGCUGCUGCUGCUGCUAUUUCCACGGAAUCUACAGGCUGGACAUCACACUGCCAGGGCAGUCUUCUCGAUCUGGACGUCUAGACGGGACACGGAAUUCUUCACCACGUGGUCGCUGACGAACAAGGAACGCAGGUUUAGUCAAGAGAACCCAGGUAACCUAUAUCGAAUAGGAGCAGAUGAGCUGUGGGAGAAAUUCAAUGAGGUUCAGGCGGAAAUUGAAUUAGACGAGGACUUAACCAACGAUUUAGCUGAAAUUCGAGCUUCGUUCGAGACUGAAUACUUCGAACUGAAAGGGUCUUUGGCGAGAAAACUCGAAAUUGUUACCGAGCGCACUGACCGACCUCCCGCUUCGCCUGGUGUUCCACCUGCAUACGCUUCCUCUGUUCGUCUCCCUGAACUGAAAAUUCCUGAGUUCAGUGGAAACAAAAUUCAGUACCUGAAAGCUGUGCUGAAAGGAGAAGCUUUACGUCUCAUUCAAUCGCUUACUGUUUCAUCCACUAACUACACAAUCGCAUGGGAUCUGUUGAGAAAGAGAUUUGACAACAAGAAUCUGCUAAUAAAGCAACAUUUUUCGGCACUGUUAUCUACUUCCUCAGUACGUAAAGAAUCGUCAGUUGUUCUAUCCAACUUAGCUGACGGGUUCGAAAAGCACAUCAAUGUGCUCAACAAAUUGGAAGAUUCCAACAAUCAUUGGAAUUCUUUCCUUGUAGAGCUGCUAAGCAGUAAGCUCGACCCGACAACGCAGAAGGAAUGGGAACAACAGCUCGAUGAAACUGAACGACCAACGUACCAAACAUUAGUUGAGUUUGUUCAGAAACGCGCACGAAUUCUACAAUCACUAACGCUCUCCCAGAUUUCGAACCAAGUGAACAAAUCCGAAUCAAAGCACGAGUUAAAACCUGUCAGAAGUAAAACCUCCUCAUAUCACACUACAAAUAGUUUCCCGAAGUGUAUCAUGUGCAAGAAUUCACACAUAUUAUCCCAAUGUGACGAUUUUAAGAAACUUUCGGCACAACAACGUUUCGAUGUGGCCAAGCGCCACGGCCUCUGCUUAAAUUGUUUGAAGGCGUCACAUUUGAUGAAAAAUUGUUCAGCUGGUUCGUGUCGAACAUGCAGCAGACGACAUCACACACUGUUGCAUCUGAAUUCACAGUCUUCGGAUCCUGUCGCUCAAUCUGAAUCUGUGGCAGCACAGGUCGGCCAAUAUUCACAACUCUCACAAUCGGCCACGGUUGUCGAAGCGCCACCGUCGGUUACGUGCAUUGCCGAUCAAUGUCACGUGGUCCCUCGGGGUACGCAGUCUACACCGUCAUGCUCAGCCCGCUCUUCCUCGCAAGUGACUAAUUGCCAAUCCGUCACUCCAAACCAAUCGUUCGUUUCGAAAGGCAGCACAUCUGCUGUCUUUAUGCUCACAGCGUAUAUCAAAGUUAGACACGCUGAUGGCACUUAUCUCUUCGCCAGAGCACUGUUGGACUGCGCAUCCGAAGCCAAUUUCGUUACCGAAGAACUAGCCCAAAAGCUUUGCUCAAAGCGCAAGCUCGCAGACAUAGAUGUUUACGGCAUCAGUCAAUCGGUCAAGAAAGUGAAACACCAAACAACUAUUACAGUUGCCUCUCGCUUUGGAUCAUACAAUACUAGUAUAGACUGUCUGAUACUACCUACGUUAACUCGAAUUUUACCUACUGCCAAUGUAGAUAUAUCGAAAUGGGUUAUUCCUCGCCACCUCCCUCUCGCAGACCCUAAAUUUAACAUCGCUCACGAUGUAGACAUAAUCAUCGGUAUAAGGAAUUUCUUCUCGAUCUUAGAAAAUGAGCAGAUCUCACUGGGCGAUAGCAUGCCGGUGUUGCGCAAAACAGUGUUCGGAUAUGUUGUCGCCGGAGAAGCAUCGAGUCACCAUAGUCCUGUGGUGGUUUGCAACGCAUCAACUGUUGAAAACUUGGCGUCAGCAGUUCACAAAUUCUGGGAGGUGGAGAGUUUUGAGAAGGGAAAGGCAUUUUCCCUCGAGGAACAGCAUUGCGAGGAAGCAUUUUUGAAUACGCAUUAUAGAGCCGGUGACGGUCGUACGUGGUACGUCUGCCGAUUCCGUCCCGAGAGCACAACUACAAAGACGAGGGUAGUGUUCGACGCCUCGUGUCGAAGCUCCAACAAUCUAUCAUUAAACGGCCUCUGCUAUAUUGGACCCACAGUUCAACCACCGUUACUGUCUACACUUCUUAACUUUCGGUUGCCGAAGCACGCAAUAACUGCCAAUGUGGAGAAGAUGUAUCGGCAGGUUCUCAUCCACGAAGAAGACCGUGCACUACAGCUGAUCUUGAGGAGAGAGAACCCGAAGGAACAACUGAAAACGUAUCGUUUGAAAACAGUGACUUAUGGCACUGCUCCUGCUCCGUACCUCGCCACCCGCGUGUUGAACAAAUUGGCCGAGGAUGAAGCCGAAAAUUACCCGUUGGCUGCUACGAAAGUGCUGAGUUCUUUCUAUGUGGACGAUUAUCUUUCGGGAGAUGACGAUGAGCAACGCCUGAUAGAAACAAAUAAUCAGCUGAUAGAUCUGCUUCGUUGGGAGGGUUCAAUUUGCGAAAGUGGUGUAGUAAUAACCCCAACAUUCUCUCACAUAUCCCCGAAUAACUUCGAGAUACUCAAACAGAAUAGGAAAUCAACAAGUCAGGAUCGGUGA
Messenger RNA from Toxorhynchites rutilus septentrionalis, 2802 nucleotides. RefSeq lists its product as uncharacterized. Lineage: Eukaryota; Metazoa; Arthropoda; Insecta; Diptera; Culicidae. Bases 1 to 2802 code for a protein of 933 amino acids. The record is from RefSeq and is a predicted model, not a curated record. The transcript has 6 exons.